Plenodomus lingam JN3 is the source of this 1632-nucleotide messenger RNA. The record is from RefSeq and is a predicted model, not a curated record. NCBI's taxonomy places the organism in Eukaryota, Fungi, Ascomycota, Dothideomycetes, Pleosporales, Leptosphaeriaceae.
AUGGCGGAGAAGAAUACCUCGCCAGAAGAGUACCAGGAGCUUGGUCGCAGAUACUACAGGCUGAAACAAUAUGAGAAGGCGAUUGAGGUCCUGUCGCAAGGCAUCAACACUUCACCCACGCUUGGUCUGUAUGACCAUCGUGCGGCGACUUACGAUAAACUCAAUGAGUUUAGUGCUGCGGUCAAGGAUGGCAGAGCAAUGAUUAUGAUGAAUAAGAAGGCAGUAACAGGCUACUUGCGCACGGCAAGCGCCCUGGAAAAGAUGGAGAAGCCAGAGACCGCGCUUGGAAUUUAUAAGUAUGGAAUGAAGAACGUUCCCACGGAUGACCAAAACUUCAAAGUCCUUCAACAAUUGCACGACAGACUCACUCGCAAGCUCUCGCCAGCCACAGCUAGGGACCCAUUAACGGUUAUUCCUAUUGAAUUGGCCGAAAUGAUAUUAGAAUACCUCUCGUUCCGCCAGAUGGUCAACUGUAUGCGCGUCAGCCGUGGUUGGAGGGACUACCUUUCACAUAUGUCUAAACUUUGGAUGCACCUCGACCUCUCCGGCGCUCGCAGACCUGUACCUCGUUCCUUCGUUGCAGCAGCUGUAAAACGCUCUGACUCACGUUUGACCCGUCUCACAAUACACCGAUUCGAGCAUACCGAUAUGCUCACGAGACUAGCAAAAGUUUGUAAGAGCCUCACCGAGCUCGAGAUUAUCACUUUACCUUAUAACAUGGCGACGACGUUUGUCGACAUCGCCAAGUGUUCCACAUCCUUGAGGAAAUACAUUAUUCAUCCAGAGAUCAAAGUGGACACGGCGCAGCAGAUCCUACAGUAUCGUCCAGAGCUUCAUCACGUCGCCUUCAACAAAGUACACUUGCCAACUAGAUUGGGUGGGAACUGGCCCGACUGGCAAACGCCAGCACUCGAAUCGCUAUCCUUGACGCAUGUAUUGCACGCAUUGAUCGGCGGAGACCCCACACCCCUAGACUUACCACUAAAAAGCCUUGUCCUGAACCAGGUUAUGCUCGUUCACUUCCCCUCGAUACCUCCCACCGUGCAGCGCCUAGUGAUCAAUCUCGCACUCCUCCGGCAAUUUCCAACCCUGGAGCUACUCGCAUGCAGACUACCCGCACUCUCCCACCUCACAAUAACUGAACUCCAAGCCCUCUCAGGUGAAACACUAGAGAGCCUGCUCGACCUAUACGCCGACGCCUCGUACACUAUCCACCAACUCCCCAACGCCAUACCCCUACAAUCCCUGACUCUCCGUGGCCUCCUCGACCCAAGCCACGCCCACCACGGGCUCUUCAAAACCCGCCAAAGCCUCUUUACGCAAUCUCGCCGCAUCCUCACCAAGUCGCUACAAUCACUCGAUAUAUCCACCAUGCCGUGCGACGACGACGAAAUUGCGGGUCUGCUCACACACGACACGGGCCUUGAGACGAUCAAUCUCUCGCACACGAAUAUCAGCGGUGCAAGCAUCAAGAUGUUGGCAGAUGGCCUGCCCACGCUGCGAUCUAUCCAUGCGGAUGGGUGCCGAAGGAUUAAUGGGAGAGAGGCAAUUGCGUAUGCGGAGCGGAAGGGCAUUGCGGUGAGUUAUCGGAUGGAGGAGGGGAAAGGUGGACGCAAAGUUAGGUAUGGGUAG